Molecule: messenger RNA, 417 nt
Organism: Dromiciops gliroides (monito del monte)
Lineage: Eukaryota; Metazoa; Chordata; Mammalia; Microbiotheria; Microbiotheriidae
Product: protein FAM136A-like
Exons: 1
Coding region: 1-417 (138 amino acids)
Cellular component (GO): cytoplasm
Source: RefSeq, a predicted model, not a curated record
AUGGCAGAGUCGCAGCAGCUGCGGGUGCAGGAGGUGGUGGACACCAUGGUGAAGGGGCUGGAGCGGGAGAAUAUCCACAAGAUGCUGGGUACCAUGUUCCGAUGCAGUGCCAGCUGCUGUGAGGAUACCCAGGCCUCCAUGCAGCAGGUUCAUCAGUGCAUUGAGCACUGCCAUGCACCAUUGGCCCAAGCACAGGCCCUUGUGACCAGUGAAUUGGAAAAAUUCCAAGACUGUCUGGCUCGAUGCACCAUGCACUGCAGUGACAAAGCCAGAGACCUGAUGGAUGCUGGGAGCAAGGAACAGCAAGUGAAGAGGCAGCUGGAGUCCUGUGUGAUCAAAUGUGUUGAUGACCACACGCACCUCAUCCCCACCAUGACCAAGAAGAUGAAGGAUUCUCUGGCAUCUAUUGCAAAAUAG